CCGGAAAUGGGGAUAAUCCCCACCCCCUGGCGGGGCGAAGCUGCCUGCGAAGUUCGACAUGAAUGUCCUAGCGAGGGUUGCCGCCGGGCGCUUGGCAGCUGCUCGAGCGGUCAUUCCUUGUCUUUGGAGAGGGCAGUAUUUCAGCUCCGGGAAAGAGCCGGCAGAAGACAACUCAGUGACUCCUAUGCUUAGGCAUCUUAUAUACAAAAUCAAGUCCACUGGUCCCAUCACUGUGGCCGAGUACAUGAGGGAGGUCUUGACCAACCCCGCCAAGGGAUAUUACGUGACUCGUGACAUGCUAGGAGAAAAAGGAGAUUUCAUUACUUCACCUGAAAUAAGUCAGAUCUUUGGGGAGCUCCUAGGGAUAUGGUUCAUCAGUGAAUGGAUAGCCACUGGGAAAAAUGCAGCUUUCCAACUGGUGGAACUGGGCCCAGGCAGGGGAACCCUCUCAGGAGAUAUUUUGAGGGUGUUCAGUCAGCUUGGAUCUGUGCUGAAAAACUGUGACAUUUCAAUACAUCUGGUAGAGGUGAGCCAAAAAUUAAGUGAGAUUCAAGCAUUAACAUUGACUGAAGAGAAGGUCCCGUUAGAGCGAGAAGCUGGAUCCCCAGUAUACAUGAAAGGUGUCACGAAGUCUGGAAUUCCAAUUUCCUGGUACCGAGAUCUGCAAGAUGUUCCAAAAGGGUACAGCUUCUAUCUUGCACAUGAAUUUUUUGACGUUCUUCCUGUGCAUAAGUUUCAGAAAACACCACAGGGAUGGCGAGAAGUGCUUGUUGAUAUUGAUCCACAAGUUUCUGAUAAACUGAGAUUUGUUUUGGCGCCUUGUGCCACCCCAGCAGAAGCCUUCAUACAAUGUGAUGAAACAAGGGAUCACGUGGAAGUAUGUCCUGAUGCUGGUGUUAUUAUUCAAGAACUUGCCCAACGCAUUUCACUAACUGGGGGUGCUGCUCUGAUCGCUGAUUAUGGUCAUGAUGGAACUAAGACAGAUACCUUCAGAGGGUUUUGUGGCCACCAGCUUCAUGAUGUCUUAAUUGCCCCGGGAACAGCAGACCUAACAGCCGAUGUGGACUUCAGUUACUUGCGCAGAAUGUCCCAGGGGAAGGUAGCUUCUCUGGGUCCAAUAAGUCAGCAAACAUUUUUAAGAAAUAUGGGCAUUGAUGUGAGGCUGAAGAUUCUCUUAGAUAAAUCAGAUGAGCCAUCACUGAGGGAGCAGUUACUUCAGGGGUACCGUAUGUUAAUGAAUCCUGAGAAGAUGGGAGAAAGAUUUAACUUUUUUGCCUUGGUACCUCAUCAGAGACUUCAUGGUAGACAUCAUCAGAUGAAUGCAUGUCAGUCAAAACCCUCUCCAUCACCUGUAGCUGGGUUUGGUGAACUCGUUUGGAGGUGAUAUUUCAGUUUGAAUUUUUCACCCUCAAGUUGGCCUAAGAGUCUAGAAUAAAGGGAACAUUUUAUAUAUCACAGGUAAAAUAAGUAUUCAAAUAUUUUCUUCACAGCCAAUAAAAAUAGCCAGUUUUACAUACAGUACAACUAAAAAUUGAUUUAAGAUGAUAUUUGAUUCAGAGUUCCCACUUUGCUGCAGUGGGUUAAGAACCUGACUGCCCUGGCUUGAGUUGCUGUGGAGGCAUGGGUUUGGUCCCCGCCAAGUGCAGUGGAUUAACAGGAUCCUGUAUUGCCAUGGCUGUGGUGUAGGUCACAGUUGUGGCUCAUAUUCAGACCCUGGCCCAGGAACUUCCCACAUACCAUGGGUAUGGCCAUAAAAUUUAAAAGAUAAAUGAAUAAAUUUAAAAAGAUUAUGUUGAUUCUUGGUACAGAUGUGUUCUCAAUAUAAUGAAAGAAAUUACUGCGUUUCCUCUAACAAUGCUAGUUGCUAUAUUUGUAUUUUAAAAAGUAAACAUGAAUACUGAUUGAUUUAAUAACAACUGGAAACAACUGGUCAUUCACAGGGAACUAAAUAGAACUAUCCAUAUAUUAUUUUUAAAAUGAGGUAGAGCAAUAUGUUCUGACAUAGAUCUCUAAGAUUCAGUAAGUGAAAAAAGUAGGGUUCAAAAUGUUUUAUAGUCCUGAUUCCAUUUUUGUUGGAGAAAAGCUAUUUUUAAAGAAAUGCUUAGAAGUAAUUUCACAACAAUUAAAAUGCUAAACACAGA
Phacochoerus africanus (Common warthog) is the source of this 2141-nucleotide messenger RNA. RefSeq names its product NADH:ubiquinone oxidoreductase complex assembly factor 7 (gene NDUFAF7). NCBI's taxonomy places the organism in Eukaryota, Metazoa, Chordata, Mammalia, Artiodactyla, Suidae. Gene Ontology annotation, cellular component: mitochondrion. The record is from RefSeq and is a predicted model, not a curated record. The coding region runs from base 59 to 1384 and encodes 441 amino acids. Gene Ontology annotation, biological process: mitochondrial respiratory chain complex I assembly. The transcript has 10 exons. Gene Ontology annotation, molecular function: protein-arginine omega-N symmetric methyltransferase activity.